Molecule: messenger RNA, 1587 nt
Organism: Belonocnema kinseyi
Lineage: Eukaryota; Metazoa; Arthropoda; Insecta; Hymenoptera; Cynipidae
Exons: 7
Coding region: 1-1587 (528 amino acids)
Source: RefSeq, a predicted model, not a curated record
AUGCCAAAAAGAGACAAGGCGACAGGAGAAAAUGAGAUGGACAACGAAGCAAUGAAUGAUAGAGUUAGUACUAAUGAAAGAAUUUCAUUGCCAUCGACUUCAACUUGUCAAGAUAAAUAUUUUGAAAGCGGCUUGCAUGAUGGAUCAUUAGAUAGCGACGCAGCUUUAAUAGUAACAAAACUCGAGAUAACAGAGGAAGAGGAAAUGGUUGCAAUUUCGAAUCUGGAUUUGAGUUCUAUAAGUACAAAGAUUUCUCGAGACCCUUUAAAGUGGCCACUUGAAAUAAACGAUGAUAUAAGCGCUUUAACUUCGGGUGGUUGCAAUGAUUGGAAUCAUAUCGGUGAAAGACUCAGCUCACACGAAAAGAGCAAAGCACAUUUAAGUGCCCAUAAACAGUGGACUGAAUUAGCAUUGAGAUUGACGACAAACAAGACAAUCGAUGCUAAUCAUCAACGAAUGUUGGAUGAUGAAGCACGACAUUGGCAAAAUGUGUUAGAGCGGCUUCUAGCAAUCAUACAUUUUUUGGCACAACAAUUUGAGCUAAUUUCAAAGUUUGAUACUGUUAUAUCCGAGCACCUUUUAAGAAUUAAAGAUGGUCGCACGCAACAGCAUUAUCUCGGCAAAGAUAUUCAAACUGAAAGUAUACAUUUACUGGCGAAUAAAAUCAAGCAGACAAUAUUGAAUAUUGUAAAAAAUGCCAAAUAUUAUAGUAUUAUUGUUGAUUGUACUUCAGAUUUCAGCCACAUAGAGCAAAUGACUAUUAUAAUACGUUGCGUGAAUAUUACAAAAAGUCCUGUGGAAGUUCGAGAAAAUUUUCUUGGGUAUUUACCAGUAACUAGCACUACAGGUGCAGCGCUUACUGAAGUCAUCCUAGACGAACUAAAAAAAAAUGGCUUGACUAUUGAUAAUUUAAGGGGGCAAGGAUACGACAACGGCUCGAAUAUGAAAGGAAAGCAUGCUGGAGUUCAGCAACGCAUCAGUGAAAUAAAUCCUCUUGCAUUUUUCGUCCCAUCAUCACCAUUGAGGUGGGAUGUUUUAAAAAAGUAUACACCUUCUUUAACAGUGAAACCCUUGAGUACGACAAGAUGGGAAAGUCGAAUUGAUGCGAUUCGUCCAAUAAGAUACCAAAUAGGUGAGAUAUAUGAUGCCUUACUGGAUAUUUCAAGCAAUGACUCUUUUGAUGCAAUGUACUUGGAAUCGUAUAGAAGUGACGACGGGUUUGCAAGUACUAUAAGUGAUGCUAAAGAACUUGCAGAAAUACUAGGCGUUGAAUCAGAUUUCAAAAGUGCUCAUAACGUUCGACCACGGCGGCAGAAAAGACAAUUUGAUUAUGAGUCAGAAGAUCAAGCAGUACAGGAUCCUAAAACAAGACUCAAAACUCACAAUUCACACUUCUCUUUUCUGUACGACAUAAGUGCGUUGAAACAUAUGCUACUAACUGUUUUACUGGAUAAUUGCACAAAAUUGGAAACUUUUUCAACUGACCAAGAUCUAAAGGAUAUUGACGCUCAACAACUCUUAAACGAACUACAAGUUUUAUCACAUUCAGUUGAUGAAACAGUAUCACUGACACCGUUGAAUGUGUAA